Molecule: messenger RNA, 1563 nt
Organism: Fusarium graminearum PH-1
Lineage: Eukaryota; Fungi; Ascomycota; Sordariomycetes; Hypocreales; Nectriaceae
Product: hexokinase-1
Exons: 3
Coding region: 1-1563 (520 amino acids)
Biological process (GO): intracellular glucose homeostasis; glucose 6-phosphate metabolic process; glycolytic process
Cellular component (GO): cytosol; mitochondrion
Molecular function (GO): mannokinase activity; fructokinase activity; glucokinase activity
Source: RefSeq, a predicted model, not a curated record
AUGUCGACCUUUCAAAAGAAGCUCUUGGCAGCCAUCAUCAAGAGCCUCCUUCGAGGAAAAUCACUAGUUCAGUCCCUCUUGGCUUACUGGAGUAGCUCGUUGGGUCAUGAUACAUCCAGCAAACCUCGAGUUGGUAACACACCGCGCAGGUCUAUCCAAGAAUUUCUCAAAGAGGCUGAAACUCUGUUUCUUGACCCCAUCGGCCAAGAUAGUCUCCAGCAACUAUCCCGCAACUUGCGGAAGCAACUCCUACAACGACUCGAAGCCGACAUGGAAUGUAUGCUGCCGUCGUACAGUCACCAGUUGCCAAGAGGCACAGAAGUCGGACGUUUUGUAGCUUUGGACGUUGGCGGUUCGACCCUCAGAGUAGCAUUGGUGGAACUUUGUGGCCGCAUGUCCAAUAUCGGGGAGGAGUCUAAGAUUGCCAGCAUGCGCAACUUUCGCAUCACUCCUGAUAUCAAGGCUUUAGAGGGAAUGGCCUUCUUUGACUGGAUGGCCGAGAAGAUACUGGAAACUCUUUCAGAAGAGCUAGAGCAAGAUGGUAGAUCUGACGGGCCUCUGCCUAUGUCCAUGGCAUGGAGUUUCCCCAUCGAGCAAACAUCACUGGCUGGUGGCAAGUUGCAAGGCAUGGGCAAGGGCUUUUGUGCAUGCGACGGCUUGUUAGGUUGGGACCUCGGAGAUAUUGUCCGAACAGCCUGUCUGAACCGCGGUCUCAACGUAGAGCUUCGAGCUAUUGUCAAUGAUUCGAGUGCGUGCUUACUAUCAGAGUCGUAUAACCACCCCACAACACGAUUCGGUCUCAUCCUAGGCACCGGCGUCAACCUUGCUGCCUACCUUCCUGUAUCCGCCAUUGGACGGGUUAAAUUUGGUCAGCGGCCUCCUCAAUGGUUUGAGAAAGCGACGCACGUCAUUAUCAACAGUGAGAUCAGCAUGAUGGGACGCGAUAUUUUGCCCUUGACGAGAUGGGACCGGCAGUUGCUGGCAAACCACGCUCGGCCCGAGUUCCAGCCUCUAGAGCAUAUGGUCAGCGGCAUUGAGUUUGAUCACUCCGUUGAUUACGACGGGACACUAAUGAUGAACAGGGACACAACUUCUGGUCUUGAAGAAGCACGCAAGCAGUUCUCUUCCUGCCACCCAGCAAAGCAUGCUCCCACAACCGCCGAUAUGGAAUUGCUCAAGCAACUAGCCGGUUUCAUCUCCAAGCGUUCAAGCGCACUCGUCGCUACGGGAGUCCAUGCCUUCUGGAACCUACGCAUUGAAAGCCAAAACAACUUUGUCCAAACUAUGUCAACAGAGUCUCCCGAGCGGGAAAGCGCAGAAGCAGAUCGGGAUCUGGCCGAGACAACGGUUGCCUACAAUGGCGGUGUCAUCGAGAGCUACCCAGGCUAUCUCGACAGCUGCCAGUCAUAUCUGGACGAACUGGUCGCUGGCGACAAGAGAGAAAAGUCCGGAAACCGAACGAUAAAGCUUGUAUCGGCAAAGGAGAGCUCGUUGAUGGGAGCAGCUGUGGCGUUGGCUUCUUUGGAGGAGGUUGUUGAGGGGCCAUUGGGUGUGGUGGGCUAA